UAGCGAAGUCCCAUUAUGUGUGACGAUGAAACCUGCGCCCUCGUGGUCGACAACGGCUCCGGCAUGGUCAAGGCCGGAUUCGCAGGAGACGACGCCCCACGAUGCGUCUUCCCCUCCAUCGUCGGCCGCCCCCGUCACCAGGGUGUGAUGGUCGGCAUGGGUCAGAAGGACGCCUACGUCGGCGAUGAGGCCCAGAGCAAGAGAGGUAUCCUCACUCUCAAGUACCCCAUAGAGCACGGUAUCAUCACCAACUGGGACGACAUGGAGAAGAUCUGGCAUCACUCCUUCUACAACGAACUCCGUGUUGCUCCUGAGGAAUCUCCCGUCCUCCUCACUGAGGCUCCCCUCAACCCCAAGGCCAACCGUGAGAAGAUGACCCAGAUCAUGUUCGAGACCUUCAACACACCUGCCAUGUACGUGGCCAUCCAGGCCGUGCUGUCCCUGUACGCCUCUGGUCGUACCACUGGUAUUGUGCUCGACACUGGUGAUGGUGUGACCCACACUGUCCCCAUCUACGAAGGUUAUGCUCUUCCUCAUGCCAUCCUCCGUCUUGACUUGGCUGGUCGUGACCUUACCGCUUACCUGAUGAAGAUCCUAACAGAGAGAGGUUAUUCUUUUACCACAACAGCGGAAAGAGAAAUUGUUAGAGAUGUAAAGGAAAAAUUGUGUUACGUUGCUCUUGAUUUCGAGGGUGAAAUGGCAACAGCUGCAGCUUCCUCUUCUUUGGAGAAAUCCUACGAACUUCCCGACGGUCAGGUCAUCACCAUAGGUAACGAGAGAUUCCGUGCUCCUGAGGCUCUGUUCCAGCCCUCGCUCCUGGGCAUGGAGUCCGUCGGCAUUCAUGAAACUGUAUACAAUUCCAUCAUGAGAUGCGAUAUUGAUAUCAGGAAGGAUCUGUUUGCCAAUAACGUCAUGUCUGGAGGUACCACCAUGUACCCUGGUAUCGCCGACCGCAUGCAGAAGGAAAUCACUGCCCUUGCCCCUUCCACCAUCAAAAUCAAGAUCAUUGCUCCUCCUGAGCGCAAAUACUCCGUGUGGAUCGGUGGUUCUAUCCUUUCUUCCUUAUCCACCUUCCAGGCAAUGUGGAUCACCAAGGAAGAGUUUGAUGAAUCUGGUCCAGGCAUCGUCCACCGCAAGUGUUUCUAAAGUUCUCCAAGUGUGUUGUACUGGUAAUAUCUUGAAUGAGUUGUCCCACCAUAUAUAGUCAUCCGAAGAUUAGUGCUGAAGGUAACCGUUAUAUAUGCAAGUGAGGAGUAACCAUGUAGUUACUGAAAUAAAAUCAAAUACAUGUCUGUAACAAAUCAAGCACCUGAGCAAAUGUGAAAAGUUCAGAGAGUUUCGACAACAGUCUAUAGCAUUUGAGCAAGUGUCCACAUACUUUUCGCAAACGGUUGUGGACUUUUGCGGUAAGGUAUUUAAUACACUUGUAAACGGAUACAUACUACUCCACUGUUAGGGCGACAGUUACCAGUUAUUUAUUACUGUAUCUCUUGAAUUAUAAUUGUUUGUCCUGAAUGUAAAAAAAAAGAAUUGUUAAUAAUAUGUGAAAGAAGUGUUUUUAAACCCGGCCAGUUAUUCAUAUAAAAUAGCAAUAAACAGAAAAGUAAUUUCCACAAAUCUGUAACCAGAUAAAGAUAAAGCAGUUUUCCUAAUAUGCUAUGGUAAUUACAGCAUGAAAGUUAACAUAGUUAAUCUGAAAUGAAAAAAAACAUCAACAAUAAUAUAUUCACUGAAAAAGUUGUUGCAUAUACAUGCUUUUGAUAUGACUUUCAUUGCCCUACUUUACAUUUGAUAGCAGAUGAUCCCAAAGUAUUUUUUCAAUCUAUCAGCUUUAGAUUUUCAAAUGUUUUUCACUGGACGUAAAAUCACAAAUUCAUUAAUCUAAAAGUCUAUUUCAUCAUCUGAUCACCAUCUAACUCCGAAACAAUAUAAAUUACAAAAAAAAUAAAAAUCUCAAUUUGCUUUUAUUCUUACUUAUUCUAUUUCUUACUUAUGGUAUUUCUGUAUCAAACAUCUAGUACCAUGGACUACCCUACGAAGCCCGACUCCUCCUCUGAGCCAAUGGUAACAAUAAGACAUUUGAGGAAUGAUGAGAAAAUUACUGUGCUAUUAAUUUUAAUGUAAAGGUAUAGCUUUUGUUAAUAAAACGUUGUAUACGAAACGUAUGAUAAAAUAAAACUGAGUAACAUAA
Molecule: messenger RNA, 2191 nt
Organism: Penaeus monodon (black tiger shrimp)
Lineage: Eukaryota; Metazoa; Arthropoda; Malacostraca; Decapoda; Penaeidae
Product: actin, muscle-like
Exons: 1
Coding region: 16-1146 (376 amino acids)
Source: RefSeq, a predicted model, not a curated record